AUGAAAAAAAAAGUCAUAAUUAAAAAGUUCAACAGCAAAAUCUAUUUUAUUCUUUUAGAUAAAUCAACUAAAUAAUUUAAAGUUGAUUCCAAUCCUAUUGAAGAUUCCAGUAGUGUAUUUUUUGGUAAUUUGUCUAAAGAUAGAAGGUUUUUAGUCAUUUUAGACUAUUUGUUGAUGUGA
This is a messenger RNA of Paramecium primaurelia, 180 nucleotides long. NCBI's taxonomy places the organism in Eukaryota, Ciliophora, Oligohymenophorea, Peniculida, Parameciidae. The record is from the annotation of a GenBank genome assembly.